AUGACGAAAUUACCCCUCGUCCCUCUCGUCAUCGCCGCCCUGGUGGCGGCGCUGGUGUCCCCGACCGCCGCGGAGAUAAAGAGCCUCACGAUCUCCUCCGACAACCGACCAAUGAUCCUCUUCGAGAAGUUCGGGUUCACCCACAGCGGUCACGUGACCAUCCGGGUCUCGCACGUGUCCGUCACCUCCAAGCUCAGCGACAUCGACCCGUCGCGCCUAGGCUUCUUCCUCCUCUCCGAAGAGUCCCUCCUGCAAGUCCUCGUCGAGAUCCAGCAGAACCCUCAGCUCUGCGUUUUGGAUUCGCGCUACAUAACCCGUCUCUUCAAUUUCAGAGAGCUCUCGCCGCCGCCCCUCUCCUCGUUCAACCAUUCGUACCCAGUCUCUGCUCCGAACGAGUACAGCCUCUUCUUCGCCAAUUGCGCUCCGGAGACCACCGUCUCCAUGCUUGUACGGACGGAGGUCUACAAUCUCGACCCAGAUGGUGCGCGUGACUAUUUGUCGGCCGGGUUGACCCAUCUUCCUUCUCUGUUCUUCGUCUUCUUUUUGGCCUAUUUGGUGUUUGUGGGCUUCUGGGUCUACCUUUGUUACACCAACAAGAGAUCCGUGCACCGGAUCCAUCUUUUGAUGGGUGGGCUGCUUCUGAUGAAGGCGUUGAAUCUGAUUUCCGCGGCGGAGGACAAGCACUAUGUCAAGGUCACCGGUACCGCCCACGGAUGGGAUGUGUUGUUCUACAUCUUCCAGUUCCUCCGUGUCGUUUUGUUGUUUACGGUGAUCGUUUUGAUCGGGACCGGGUGGUCGUUUUUGAAGCCCUUCUUGCAGGAGAAGGAGAAAAAGGUGUUGAUGAUUGUAAUCCCUCUGCAGGUCUUGGCCAACGUGGCGUCUGUUGUGAUUGGGGAAACUGGGCCGUUUAUCAAGGACUGGGUCACCUGGAACCAGGUGUUUUUGUUGGUUGAUAUCAUUUGCUGCUGUGCUAUCAUAUUCCCCAUCGUUUGGUCCAUUAGGUCUCUGAGAGAGACGUCGAAAACCGACGGAAAAGCUGCAAGAAACUUGGCCAAGUUGACCCUUUUCAGGCAAUUUUACAUUGUCGUUAUUGGGUACUUGUAUUUCACAAGAAUCGUGGUUUUCGCGCUUAAGACCAUUGCAGCUUAUAAGUAUCAGUGGGUGAGCAAUGCGGCUGAGGAGAGUGCAAGUCUGGUGUUUUACAUGGUCAUGUUCUAUAUGUUUAGGCCCGUGGAGAGGAACGAGUACUUUAUUCUUGAUGAGGAGGAAGAAGAGGCUGCUGAGAUGGCUCUUAGGGACGAGGAGUUUGAGCUUUGA
This is a messenger RNA of Prunus armeniaca (apricot), 1317 nucleotides long. NCBI's taxonomy places the organism in Eukaryota, Viridiplantae, Streptophyta, Magnoliopsida, Rosales, Rosaceae. The record is from the annotation of a GenBank genome assembly.